AUGUUCUCCAUGAAGGCACACAUGCAAAAGGAAACAGAGAAGCCGCCUGCGAGACUCCCCGAAUCCUACUUCACAGGCCAUCCCCGCAGGCCCCUAAAUGCACCAGAGGAACAUCCUCUACAUAACAAAGAUCAGAAUGAUACUGUGACACUAACAGCAUCGUAUUCUCCGCCCCGCCCCGGCCCGGUCUUCGACCUCAUCGACUGUGUCCAGCUCACCCCUCCCUACGAAUGCCCCCCAUGCAUGUUCGGCCUGAUCAAAGAUAUGUAUUACAGCGAAGGACUGAAACGCUGGAUGUAUCUUUUCUUCGACGGGAAUCAGCAAAUGGAGCUGGGAUGGGUUGAGGAAAGCUGGUUAAGGCCCCGUUAUCAAGAGAAGAUGCCAAAGACAAACAGCCCAGGAGCGAGCUCGCCCGUUAUGCAAACCCCCAGCAAACGCACUAGCUCGCCCACCGGCGACCCCUCCGCACAACUGAUCAGCGAACUCAGGGCCAGCGUCGAAAAACCAAAGAGCGAGCCCAAAGACAGCAUCAUCCGAACACCCAAGAGCCGCGGCACCAACGUGCACAGCGGCCUCGCGGGAAUUUCGGUCACCAAUGCCAUGAUGCGAGAAGAAUCACCACCAACAGAUGCCGCGAUGGGCAGUAGGCACCACCCCUGGCUGCAUUUGACUUCUUACGAGCUCUUGACUCUCCGAAAGCGCAUGAAGAAGAACGCGAUCUGGAAACCCAGCGAGACUAUGGUCGCGGCUGAACUCAUCGAUCUCGGGCGCGGAUUUGAUAACUAUCUCGCCGCGAAAAAGCAAGCCGAAGCAGAGGGGACAGAGUUCGUUGAUGAGGCCAACAUUGCGUCAACAAAGCCUGAGCUGUUUAUUAAUCCCACCACGCCCGGUGGAAGGCCAAUCAAUAGGGGCAUGGUGCUUAAUGCGGCGAAGAAGCGGAAGAGGGAGGGGUUGUCUGAGCUGGUCGACGAUCAGAAAGAAAGUCUAAGCAAGAAGGUCUUGCAAUCUUUCUAA
Molecule: messenger RNA, 1014 nt
Organism: Letharia columbiana
Lineage: Eukaryota; Fungi; Ascomycota; Lecanoromycetes; Lecanorales; Parmeliaceae
Exons: 2
Coding region: 1-1014 (337 amino acids)
Source: RefSeq, a predicted model, not a curated record